This is a messenger RNA of Linum trigynum, 5104 nucleotides long. The record is from the annotation of a GenBank genome assembly. NCBI's taxonomy places the organism in Eukaryota, Viridiplantae, Streptophyta, Magnoliopsida, Malpighiales, Linaceae.
AGAUAGUGUGUAUUUUAUCCUCUCAAAUAGACUCUGUAAUUCACUACUACACUACCCUCAACCACCAGUCAAUUGUUAUUUUCAUAACACCAAAAAGCAAACACUAGUAUCAGUCUUCUGUCGGCCUCCAAUUCGUCAAAUUAAAGAUUACCAAUGACAAAAACUUGAGAUGUCACCUCUACUUCAUUCUCUCUAUCCAUAUCCUAGCUCUAGCCAAACUCAAAACUAUUUGUUUAGUCUCUUUGUCCUGUAUUAAACAGUCAAAUCUAAUUUAUAUAUUUAAUUAGUAAUUGUAAAUGUAAUUAAUUUCGUAUUCGAUAAUACCGAUUGGGAUACCGAAGUACCGAUUGGGAUACCGUAGGGAGUUCUCGUAUAACUCUUUUCUUCUCUUUUUCUUUUCAUGAGUGCAUAACAAGGCGCCAUUAUGUUUUUAUUAGGUGUCCACGUAGUUCAUGGGUUAGACAAUACUCAUGUAAAGCAUCUCGUCAUAAGCCCGUAGGCACACAUAUCAUACCAUAUACUCAUUGAUGCUAUACACAAUCAUCUCAAUUGCACAUCAAUACAUUCUUCACAUAGCUCAUUCAUCAAUGCAUGUUGAAAAUAGCAAACUCAUACAUAUCCACAUUAUCAAUUCUCAUCAUAUAAGCUUAUACUCAUUCAUUACCUGAAUACCAUGCACAUACUCAUUCAUAUAAGCUAUCUAUCACAAGUCCACUUAUACGGGCCGCUUUAUUACCCGAAUACCAUGCACAUACUAAAACAUAUAUUAGGUUAAGAAUUACUCACAACUCGAUUACUCUGAUACACCCUUGCCCUUCUCCGCAGCUCUUGCUUGACUGUUACCUUAAAGAAGCUAGUUACAUGGCAACGUUUAAUACAAUAACAAUUUACUCAUUAAUCGUAGCCAACCCAUUAACUAGUCAUAAUAUCAUUUAUAAAUAAACCAUGUCAUGUAAUUGACUUGUUUUCUAUUUUGUCUUUAUUUAGCACCCAACACCUACAUAUCACUAAACCCACGUUAUCAUCCUAUAUAUUUAAUUAAACUACCUCCACCUCAAACUGUUUCCACUUCCAGGUUAAACACCACCACCCCAACUAACCUUUCCAAUUGAGAAAUCAUCAUUAUCAUCAUCCACGCAUAACAAAAUAUAUUCUCAUACAUAAUAAUUUUGGGAACCACUUUAAAACAUGCAUAUCCAUGCAUGAUUAUACCGACCAUACCAUAAUCAUUUCAACCCAUUAUUAGCACUUAACUAUCCAGUUACUUUCUUUACCCCUCCUUGAAUGAGAUGACUAAUUCUCAUACUUAUACCCAUUUAGGGGGUGGCUAUACGGUCUGGUCCGGUUAAAUUGGCCCAAAUUGAUCUGGUCCAGUCUUUUUUGAAAAUAUAAGGAUCAAAGAUUGGAUACAGUCUGGUCUUGAUCCGGCCAGGUCUUGACCCGGUCCGCCCAAUUCGAUCUUGAUUUUAUAUUGAGCUGUUGGGGAUUUAAGUGGCCUAAGGCCUGAAAUGGUGAGGAGUUGGUUAAGUUUUGUACUAAGUGCAAAGGUUUGUGACUGUUUAUGCAAAUUACCCUUAAGUUUUGGGUGUUGAGCUCUCUUAUCCGGUCUUUAUUCAGUUUUUUAUCCGGUCCCGAAAGAUUUUUUACCUCAAAUCUAAGCCCAAAGAUUGGAUUGGAUUGUUUACUAUCCGGUCCCGAUCCGGUCUCGGUCCGAGUUAUACGGUUCGGUUUCGAGUAAAACAAAAAAACCCUGACCAAAUAACCAGCCCUACCCAUUAUGCAUCCCCAAACGGGAGAAAACCCUCCCCUGUAACUCUUAAACUUCAUCAUCCUUCUAUCACUGAAGGACUUGGCGGAACCCCAAAUUACCACUGCCAACCAACCACCUUCCUUCCCUUUCAUUUUGUUCCAUCAUUAAAGAAAGAGGGUCUUACCUUUUAGUACGUAGUUAAGUACCCGCCUACCAAACCCUGCGACUUCAAUCUAUCCUACUGAUGCAGAUGAAGCUCAAGAUGGAGAUAAGAAAAGGAAGGUUAUGAGAAACUUCUGUCGUUCUCUCUCUCUUGAACCUCAAGGAGGAUGGACGGAUAAGGAAUGCAUGUCACUCUUCUCCCUCAAAGCUAAUCUAUCCAGACACCCACCUCCUAGUUCAUUUUAUAGACUGUUGAAGGGCAGGCUACGUGUGACAUACUGACAUUGAAUCAAACCAAUGGAUGGAUUGGACCAUAAUGAACAAAUUAUAAUGCGUUAUGGUCAUUGGUUCAAUGAAUUUAAUUAAUUCAUAAUUUUUUUUUACCGAAACGACACAUUUGAACCGGACCAAACCGAGUUUAACCAAAUACAAUGAUGAUUUGUAUACCCCUACUUAUGAAUUAUGAUGCAUGCACGUCUCUUUUGUGUAUUACUCAUUCACUCCUCUGUUGAUGUACACAAAAGUAGGGAUGGCAAAUUACCCACCCAUGGGUAAUUAUACCCAAACCCAAGUAGACCCAUUGAUAAUGGGUUGGGUAUGGAUGAAGUGCAUAUGGAUUUGGGGGUUUAUAGAUGGGUUUGGGUUUGGGGCUUCCAUAAUCUAAAUGGGUAUGGGUUGGAUAUGGAUAUCCAUUUACUUGAGGGUGUUUUAACUACACAAGCAAAAAUUGGACCUAUUUGCAAAACUUGAAAAGUUUAGGUACCAAAAUGUAAGACCAAAAAAAUUUAGGUACCAAAAUGUAAUUUUCCAUCGAUAUUUUGAGGACUUAUAUGCAAAAAAAAAUUAAAUUUAGGUACUAAAUAUGCAUGUCUAUUAAGUUUGGGUACCAAACUGUAAUUUGUAUUUGGGCAUAGGUACAAACCCAAAUCCAUUUAAUAUAAACCCAACUCAACCCAAAGUAAAUGGGUAUGGGUACAAACCCAUCAAACUCUACCCAUAUCCAUCUAUUUGGAUUUCAUACCCAACCCAAUUGGGUUGGAUAGUAAGAAACCCAUGGGUAUGGACAAAGUUGCCAUCAAAGUGUUAAGUGUACAAAUAAAAUUGGUAAAAAAAAAGUCCACAUCAUAAAAGAAAAUGAAAAUGAUGCACAAACAAACACCUUUUUUUUUAUAUCAUUAUUUUAAUCCUCACUUUGGAUUCCGAAUCGUCGUAGGUGAGAUUUCAAUGUCUUCCACGUUCCACAUGUCUGUCUCUACACAAAAUUAACAACAAUUAUCAUCCAACUCUGCCGACAAAAAGAGUUUCUGCUUUCUGGAAAACUUGGAAAUGGAUUCACCGCCGCCGCCGCCGCCGCCUUCCGCCACAAAAUUGGUGGAGAUCUGCCGCGUCACUCCGCCGCCCGACUCCUCCUCCACCGGAAUCUCCCUACCCCUCACGUUCUUCGACACCCUCUGGCUCAAGUUCCACCCCGUGGAGCGCAUCUUCUUCUACAAGCUCUCCUCCACGUCAUCAUCACCAUCCGAAUUCCACGCCGCCGUCGUCCCCCGCCUCAAGCGCUCCCUCUCCGUCGCCCUCCGCCGCUUCCUCCCUCUCGCCGGCAACCUCACCUGGCCGGCCGACGCCGACGUCCCCCUCAUCCUCUACUCCCCGGGCGACGGCGUCUCCCUCACGAUCGCCGAGUCCGCCGCCGACGAGUUUGACCCGCUCGCCGGGGACGGGCCCCGCGGCGCGAUUCUGUCGCGAGCCUACUUGCCAAAACUCUCCGUUUCGAAGUCGAACGGCGCCGUUUUGGCGCUGCAGAUAACGCUGUUCCCGAACAAGGGAUUCUGCAUCGGGGUGGCGGCUCAUCACGCCGUCUUGGACGGGAAGAGCACCGUGAUGUUCCUCAAAGCCUGGGCGCAUAUCAGCAGCAAGCUGGGAUCGUGCGAUGACGGUGACGGAACUUUGACGGAGGGAUUGACGCCGUUUCUUGAUCGGACGGUUGUAAAGGAUCCGGAAGGGAUAGCGUUGGAGGAUGUGCAGGCGUGGAUGUGUCUCUGCGGAGGUCAGAAAAGCUUGGAGCUUUGGCCGGAGCCUGUGCCUACUGAUUCCGAAUCCAAUCAGUUACGCGCAACAUUCAAGCUAUCAAAACAAGACAUACUGAGACUCAAGCAAAGCGUACUGCUUCAGUUGGAAAGCAACGAUAACAAGCUGGAGAUCCAUCCUCGUAAUAUAUCGACGUUCGUCGUCACAUCCACAUACGCUCUUGUCUGCAUGGUAAAAGCUAAAGGAUUAGUGCUUGAGGAAGAUAAGAAAAAGGCAUUGCUUAUUUUCUCAGCGGAUUGCAGAUCCAGAUUAGAACCGCCACUGCCUUCGAACUACUUGGGCAACUGCGUCAUGCCCUUCAACGCCGAUCUAACUAUUGGAAAUCUGAUCGAUCACGAGGCUGGGAUCACGUACGCUGCUCACAAGCUUGUUGAGGUGAUAAGAGAGUUAGAGAAAGGUGUGAUUGUGGGGGCGAAGGGGAGGCUAGCGAGGUUCUUCGGUGAGAUGGAGGAAAGGAAAGACGAAGUACUUAUCGGAGUUGGCGUGGCCGGGUCGCCCCGGCUUGGGGUUUACGGUGUGGAUUUCGGGUACGGGCGGCCCGAGAAAGUGGAGAUCACGUCUAUAGAUGGAUCGUCGGCUAUAUCCAUGGCGGAGAGUGGUGAUGGAAGCGGCGGCGUUGAGGUCGGCGUUGUUAUGCGGAGGCACGAAAUGGAGAAGUUCACUUCUUUUUUCACUGAUGGGCUUAAACAUAUUUGAGCUGAAAACAAAAAAAAAAAAAAAACAAAAAAACAAAAAAUUGUCGUUUAAUAUUGUUGAUUUUAUCCUCCUAGUGAUCAAUAAACUUCAACCUAGCUGAGAGAUUUUCUUCUUUGAUCAUGAAAAAAAGAAAUGAAGGUUUUAUUUUUUACCCUCCAUGGUUGAUUUUUGUGUGAAAACAUUGGUUAUGCGGUACAGGUUUGUUUGUAAACCCUAAUCCCUUUCACCCUUUUUUCACUGAUUCGUGCCAACGUCAUUGUCGCAUUCGCUAAAAUCUCUUCCAUUUCAAGAGAUUUAGCAAAAUCGUUGUGGACCCCAGCAAUCUUACUACAAAAUUGUUGCGGAUCAUUGCGCGGUUUCCACAAAAUACAUAGCAAUAGACUAUCCAAACAAUAUACGUUCAAAAAUUGA